UUCCAAACAAAACCAACAACUCGCCCACACGCAGGGGACCUUUUUUAGUUGCACAACUAGAACUGCUAAGUGCAACUGACGAUGGAUGACGUGGCAAAACCGAAUCACAUUUAGUACUACAGUCUGGUGGUAGACUUUUUCAUUUAGAAGUGAGAGGUCUCAUGUUUGAAUCUCAUGGAUGAUGAAUUCGAUAUCAAAUUAGGUUGACUAUUAUGUUGUUUAGCCGAACUCCAUGCUUCCUUAGUGUAAAAAUAUAUGAAUGUAAACAAAAAAAAAAAAAAAAAAAAAAAAAAACCGAAUCGCACACGAAAAGCCAUAUUCCUUCACGGCGCGUACUAAAACGCGCCGAUACGCGCGUCCACACUCCGUUAUGGGAACGAAUCCUUGUGAAAAAGAACCCCAACAACCUCCAUGCAAAUAAAAUAUAUACAUACACAUACAUAAAAACACCUUUCAUCUUCAGAGGGUGAGUCCUUAUCUCUGAACUCUCCAAAAUUCUCCAGAAAAAAUCCAAAAAACCCAAAAAAAGGGAAAUCUUACUUUCUCACUCAUCAAAACCACUCUCUCUCUAACAGUUGGUGGUGCAAUUACUGUAGAUUCAAGGAACCGUCAAAGAACCGAAGAGAAACGCCGGGCAUUUGUUUAUUUUAUUUUUUAGUUUAUUUUUUUAAUUAUCUGUGUGCGAUCAUGGCCGUUAACAAUUCUCAGACGGUGGUGGGGGGUGGGCCGACGGCAGGGGGUGUGCCGGCGGGGUCGCUUUACGUCGGAGACCUCCAUCCGUACAUGACUGAAGCUCAGCUGGAGGAGGCCUUCAAAGGCUUCAAAGGUGUCACGUCCGUACGGCUCGGCAGGGACACCGCCACCGCCACCAACCGUUCUCUCCGCUACGGCUACGUCAACUUCACCACGCCUGAAGAAGCAAUUCGAGCUAUGGAGGUGAUGAACCAUUCAAUGCUGCAUGGAAGAGUGAUAAGGGUCAUGUGGUCACAUCGUGAUCCCGACGCAAGGAAAAGUGGAAUUGGGAAUGUGUUUGUCAAGAAUUUGAGCGAAUCGAUUAAUAGUGUAGAGCUUGAAGAAAUGUUUAAGAAGUUCGGACGUACUUUGUCUUGCAAAUUGGCCAUGUUUGAAGAUGGGAAGAGUAAAGGUUAUGGCUUUGUUCAGUUUGAGUCUGAGGAAUCUGCGAUUGCCGCUAUUGAGAAGCUAAAUGGCACCACUGUCAGAAAUAAGCAGCUGUAUGUUGCGAAAUUUGUUAGAAAGAGCGAUCGGGUUUUUCCCAAUCCUGAUGUUAAAUAUACAAAUUUGUAUAUGAAUAAUUUGGAUCCAACUCUCAAGGAAGAGCUUGUGGAAGAGAAGUUCUCUGAAUUUGGGAAAACUGUUAGCUUCGCGAUUGCAAAGGAUGACCAUGGGAACUCUAGAGGUUUUGGUUUUGUGAACUUCGCGAACCCAGAUGAUGCUAGACGAGCAAUGGAAGGAAUGAAUGGAUCACAACUUGGCUCCAAGGUUCUGUAUGUAGCAAGGGCUCAGAAAAAGGCAGAGCGCAAGCAUAUUUUGCGUCGGCUGUUUGAGGAAAAACGAAAGGAGCAAAUGUUGAAGUUCAAGGGAUCAAAUGUGUAUGUGAAGAACAUUGACGAUGAUGUCAGUGAUGAAGAACUGGUAGAACACUUUAGUCAGUGUGGAACGAUUACUUCUGCAAAGAUUAUGCGAGACGACAAAGGAAUAAGCAAGGGGUUUGGGUUUGUUUGCUUUUCUACCCCUGAGGAGGGCAAUAAAGCUGUGAAUACUUUUCAUGGUAAGAAGUUGAUUACAUGCAUUUGUUGCUUUUAA
Molecule: messenger RNA, 1824 nt
Organism: Pyrus x bretschneideri (Chinese white pear)
Lineage: Eukaryota; Viridiplantae; Streptophyta; Magnoliopsida; Rosales; Rosaceae
Product: polyadenylate-binding protein 7-like
Exons: 6
Coding region: 688-1824 (378 amino acids)
Cellular component (GO): ribonucleoprotein complex
Molecular function (GO): RNA binding
Source: RefSeq, a predicted model, not a curated record